This is a messenger RNA of Salvia hispanica, 1683 nucleotides long. RefSeq names its product transcription factor TCP2-like. Lineage: Eukaryota; Viridiplantae; Streptophyta; Magnoliopsida; Lamiales; Lamiaceae. The record is from RefSeq and is a predicted model, not a curated record. Gene Ontology annotation, cellular component: nucleus. Gene Ontology annotation, molecular function: DNA-binding transcription factor activity; sequence-specific DNA binding.
CCUUUCUUUCUUUCUUUCUUUCCUUUCUUUCUAAUGGGUCGGCUGAAGCAUUGAUUUUAGUUUUGUACUAUUAACACACCGUUGUAUAACAUCUAUCUUUCACUCUCUAUUUUCAUCAUUUAGCUCUUCCAAUUCAACUGCAACAAAACUGCUCUACAUUACACUAAAUGGAUUGACAGCUGAAUUCAAUAGUAGAAGAUGAUUGGAAAGGAUGAUUUGGAAGAGAAGAGGGAGGGCAAGGCGACAUCAACAUCAACAUCGACAUGGUCGAGACUAAAUGACCCUCGAAUAGUCCGAGUGGCGAGAGCCAUGGGCGGCAAGGACAGGCACAGCAAGGUCUGCACCGUCCGAGGUCUGAGAGACCGACGUGUGAGGCUGUCCGUCCCCACCGCUAUACAGCUCUACGAUCUGCAAGACAGAUUAGGCCUCAACCAGCCCAGCAAAGUCGUGGACUGGCUCCUCGACGCUGCCAAAAACGAGAUCGACGACCUGCCUCCGCUGCAGAUCCCUCCCCAUAUGCUCAACCAAUCUUGGAUAAGGAACCAAGAACAACAUGAUGAUCAACAAUUCCACCUCCAAAAUCCUUCCUCUUUUGCAAACUCCAGCGGCAGCAGCAGCUCCUUUGGGAGAUGGGAUCCUUCCAAUUUAACCCUUUCCCAAACUCCCAUUAGCCUCGGAUUGCCUUCUCACCAACACCAAGAUUUUCAGUCACACCACCACCAGCUGCUGGUGUAUCAAGCCGCGCACCCCUAUUUCGUGCCUCAAAUCAAUGCUGCCUCCCACACGAAGCACCCGAGCUUCCACACCUCCGACUUGUCAAGUUCUUCGCAUAUUAUUAGACCGGUCGAUUUCAACAUGACUGCGGAUCUUCUCCCCUCACAAAAUAGUGAGGUGGAAGACCUGAACAAGCGCGGCCAUCUCUAAACUUACUGUGAUAAUUUCAUGAUUGAUUCGAGCUUCUUGACUGGUAAGGCGUCUGAUAUUAAGGUCAUACUAUAUAUGAUUGUUUUUUGGGGAAUUUUCUUCUACUAUAUAUAUGUGCUAUGUAGAUUUUUCUGGAAAUUUUCAUGGAGUUACAAAGUGCAUUACUUCUUUGGUUUCAUCUUAAAUCCAGAGGUUCUAUAUAUUCUCUUGUGUGUGUAUGUAUAGUCUAGCCUUCUCAUUCAUUAAAUUCUAAUUUUUUUUUCUCUGCAAACCUAGACCUGAAUCCCUUCUCUCACUUUUCCUAACAAAAACCCUAGAAUGGUCCCAGAUAAAUUUCAAUUUUCUUUAUUUUAUGUAAAGGGGGAAGGGUGGAAAUAAAAGGGUUUGUUAUGAGUCAUGAGGUGAGUAAGACAGGAACAGUUAUGGCAGCUUUGCACAAGAUCCAACAAAGUAAAUCCAAAGAGUAAUCUUGAAGGGCUAGCUCCUCCCAUGAUGGAAUAAGAGAAAAAUGAAUAAAUUUUUGCGUAGCGUGAGUGGUCCAAAUUCAGAAAAAGAUACAGAGAGAUAGGGCAAGGUAAGUAAAGUUAGUAAAUUAGGGUUCUUUUAUUAUUCUCAGUGUUGUGUGUGCCAGUGUGGGUAUUGAUCAUAUGUAAGGACCACAUGUACUCAAGUUCCUAUAGGAGGUCCCCAUUGGGUAAGUGUUGUAUUUAUCAUCAUCAACACAUUCAUUGAGUUAUUUCAUUUUUUACCCUUCCAGCA